AUGAUGGAUUCGGAAGACCUCGUCCUUCCCAAGUCAAAGACCAACCGAAUUGGCCGCCACGUCGUGACCAUGAGCUCCGGCAAGCAUUACUUGUGCGGUUACUGCGCAGCCAUCACAAACGUCGCUGUCACUUUCCCCCUCCAGAAAGUCCUCUUUCGUCAGCAGCUGUACGGCGUGCGAACCAGAGAUGCGGUACGCCAGCUGCAAAAAGAUGGCCUCCGGAACCUGUACCGAGGGAUCCUUCCUCCGCUGAUGCAGAAGAGCACGACCCUGGCGUUAAUGUUUGGUCUGUAUGAGGACUUCUCCUCCCUCCUCCUCAGUCACGUGGGUGCCCCCGAGCUUCUGACCCGGAGCGUCGCCGCGGUGCUCGCCGGGACGACAGAAGCGGUCCUGACUCCCUUCGAGCGCGUCCAGGUGCUUCUCCAGGACUACAAACAUCACGAUAAAUUCACAAACACUUUCCAGGCAUUCAGGGUCCUCAGAGAGCACGGGAUCAGGGAGUAUUAUCGGGGGCUGGUGCCGAUCCUGCUCCGGAACGGCCCCAGCAACGCACUUUUCUUUGGCCUCAGGGGACCCAUCAAGCAGUGUUUGCCGGAAGCGACCACUUACAGAACUCACUUGAUCAACGAUUUCAUCUGCGGGGGGCUCUUGGGCGCUAUGCUGGGGUUCCUCUUUUUCCCGCUGAACGUUGUGAAAGCCCGCAUGCAGUCCCAGAUCGGCGGGGAGUUCCAGUCCUUCUCCAAGGUCUUCAUGAAGAUCUGGCUGGAGCGGGACCGGAAAGUGACUCAGCUCUUCCGGGGAGCCCACCUCAAUUAUCACCGCUCCCUGAUCUCCUGGGGCAUCAUCAACGCGACCUAUGAGUUCUUGCUCAAGUUGCUAUGA
Euleptes europaea (tarantolino) is the source of this 882-nucleotide messenger RNA. It is a transcript of the gene SLC25A51, whose product is annotated as solute carrier family 25 member 51. The record is from RefSeq and is a predicted model, not a curated record. The transcript has a single exon. Bases 1 to 882 code for a protein of 293 amino acids. Lineage: Eukaryota; Metazoa; Chordata; Lepidosauria; Squamata; Sphaerodactylidae.